Messenger RNA from Rattus rattus (black rat), 1866 nucleotides. RefSeq names its product golgin A7 (gene Golga7). NCBI's taxonomy places the organism in Eukaryota, Metazoa, Chordata, Mammalia, Rodentia, Muridae. The record is from RefSeq and is a predicted model, not a curated record. The transcript has 6 exons. Bases 96 to 500 code for a protein of 134 amino acids. Gene Ontology annotation, biological process: Golgi to plasma membrane protein transport; protein targeting to membrane; peptidyl-L-cysteine S-palmitoylation. Gene Ontology annotation, cellular component: Golgi stack; palmitoyltransferase complex.
GCAAGGCUUUUUGCGACAGGACGUAAGUGACGACGAACGUGGUGCGACAGCUGCUGGAGGGCUGAGGAGGCGGAGCGGCGGGUCCUGUCCUCGCCAUGAGGCCGCAGCAGGCGCCGGUGUCCGGGAAGGUCUUCAUUCAGCGAGACUACAGCAGUGGCACCCGCUGCCAGUUCCAGACCAAGUUCCCCGCGGAGCUGGAGAACAGGAUUGAUAGACAGCAGUUUGAAGAAACAGUUCGAACUCUAAAUAACCUUUACGCAGAAGCGGAGAAGCUUGGGGGCCAGUCAUACCUUGAAGGCUGUCUGGCCUGUUUAACAGCAUACACCAUCUUCUUAUGCAUGGAGACUCAUUACGAGAAGGUCUUGAAGAAAGUCUCCAAAUAUAUUCAAGAACAGAAUGAGAAGAUAUAUGCUCCCCAAGGCCUCCUCCUAACAGACCCCAUUGAGAGAGGACUUCGAGUUUUUAGAUUGAAAUCACCAUCUAUGAAGACAGAGGUGUGAGCAGUGGGAGAUAAACUGUAGACGUGAAGAUCCCACCUCCAGCUGGGACCUUCGUCUAUCUACUGGCUGAUGGCAGAGUGUCCCUACCUCCUCUCCAGAGCGUUAAUCUCUUGUCUCUGCUGCCAGAGCCACGGUGCCACACCUGGAGUGACCGCUCGUCACUCAGCAUCCACUUUGUGUCUCCCAAUUGUGUAGGACUCUGUGAUCUUUGAUUUGUUUCCAAGAAAACACAAGGAAGCAAUUCACUUUUAAAAAUUCAAAGCCAUUUAAAAACCAGGCAGUUGGACAGCCCAAGACAAAGUCGUUUUCUUACCUGGCACCAGUCUCACUGGUUCUCCUCGUCCCGCGGGUCAGUUUCCUAGGUGGCUUUAUAAUUCCACGAGUCGUGUCUUAGCUCAGUUCUUCCCCAGAUUAGCAACAGGCUUCGAGGGUGUGUUAUGCCUGUGGUCCGGCUAACCUGCUGCCCGGAUUCCCCACGCUACCAGCCUUGGUGCUUCAGCUCUAAGACUGACUCCUACCGUUCAGCGUCAGAAGCUCCUUGAGAGAAUAAUCCCUUACUUGUUCUAGCAUUGCAGUCACCAUUAGAGCAGUAUUUAAAGCAGUUCAGGUUAUUUCUUUGAAGGCAUUUCUGUCAAUGUGCAUUACCUCGAAGUGUUGGGGGGGAUAGUGUGUGUGUUGCUUGUUCAGUACACAGAUCCGUAAGCACAAUAAGCCAGACACUCGGCCACCAGAUGCUGCCCCAGCUCCGCCCCCCAGCUCCGCCCCCCAGCUCCGCCCCCGUGUGGUGAGCAGGCACCCUAAGCACCUGACUCUAGUUUUGUUACAGAUGUAACUUAGGAGAAAAAAGUGGUAGGAAUAACACUGUAUGUUGCUAAUUUGUAACCUACUUAUAAACUCUGAUUCCUAGCCUCCUCACAUACAGUAUUCAGGGCACAGAAAUCUUUUGAUUGACUCAAGUAAGUUUUGGCUUCCAUGUAACUUGCAAGUUCCAGUUAACUUUCCCAGCUCUUCUUUAUCUCUGUCCUCUCCGUAUUGGAAUUUCGUGUGUCCUUUCUUUUAGGAGUUUGAGAGCACUGUUUGGAAGAAGUUAAGAGACAUAAGGAAUGAACAAAGCAGUUACAAGUUGAACUUUUAGAGAUAUUGUAGGUGCUAAUACUGGAUUUAAUCUUUCAGAUUUAAUUUGUUUUUGGGCCGUGUAGUGAUUCAGUAAACUCCUUAGCUCUGUGUAAUAAUUUAAUUGUUCAACCCUCAUUUGUUCCUUUAAAGCCUAGACUAGUCUGUCUGCCUUUUAAACUCCUUGCAAUAAUGUUGGCAAAAUAUUAACACAUUAGUAAAACUUUUCUUAAAUAAACCUCUCUGUGUCUUA